GAAGUCCGUUAGUGUGAGGAAGGGGGAUAUUUGAUCUGCUGUAGAGAAGAUACUGGGAUGUCAGUUAUUGAGUACGCGUGGUCUCGGUAAUAGCUUUAUAACGUCGCUAGAUCUGGAACCGCAACAUGGUAGCGACCUGGUAGAGACAGCUCAUACCACGGAGACAGCUCAUGCCACAGCGAAACAAGAUUUACGAUCAAGGCUGAAAGACAACACCCGAAAAUGUCUCUAGCAGACUGUUUGAGGACUGCGGAGAACGCCUUCGGUGCGAAUGACUUUGAGAAGGCAUUGUCUUAUUACGAUAAGAUAGAUAAAGGCAACGAUGUCGAGUGUACGACAGAAGUUUACCUAAAGAAAGCCCAGUGCUUGCUUGGCCUGGAAAGAUACGAGGAGGCAACGAUCGAAGCAGAGAAAUGCACAACCAGAGACCCUUUGUGCGUGACUGGCUACCUUGUACAAGGACAAUCCCUGACCAUGAGAGGAAAGUUUGAGGACGCAUACAGAGCCUACAAGUCAGGCUUGGACGUCAACGCUGACGACAAAGCCAUCGCGGCCGGAUUGCGACAUCUACAACACGCCAUUGUCACUCAGUACGAAGCUGCGGACAAAGAGGCAGAGUCCAACUAUGAUGCCUUGAAAAUGUGUUCCCAGGAGCGAUAUCCCGGAGACGACGAUGUGGAGAGACUUGAGAAGGAGAUAAUGGAGACAUGGAAGUUGUUCGAUGCGCCGAAUAUAACCCCAUUGGUGCCGAAUCCAGAGCUGUCUCGUGCGCGUCUCAUUCAAGGACUGAAGGCUAAAGCCAAAGGUGCUUUGGGCGAAGCAUUAGAAGAGUUCACGGCGGCUCUAGAGCAUGACGCUACCAACUUUGAAAACUGGAAGGGCAGGAUUGAGGUUCUGUACGAACAGAAGGAUUACAGAGAGGCCUUCAGAACCGUCAACUCCUUCUCCGAAUCUGUGCGGUCGGCGGAAGUGUGGCUUCUUGGAGGCAAGAUCCUGGCUGGACUUGAGUUACCGUUGAUGGCGGAGACAUGGUUGAGGCGCUCUACACAGCUCAACAAGGACAAGGACAACAAGGAGGCCGCCAUCUUGUUCCAGACGAUCCGCGUUGCCAGAUUGUAUGGCCCCCUAGCGGCCAAAACCAACGCCGAUGUGAUCUUCAACCAAUAUGGCCGUGCUGUGAAGGCGAAGAAAGAUAUGAGAAAUCACGAUAUCAUUUUGACUGACAAACCAGUAAUUCUAGCCCAGACUCUAGCAACCCAAGACGUCCCUGCGUGUUGCCAAUGCGCAGUGUCCAUGUUGAAACCGGAAGGGGUAUUCACACCCGCAGAUCUUAAAAAUGAGGAACUGAAAAAAGCCAUCGCCCAUUAUUGGCCGAAACGAAAAAUUCACCCAUGUCAGGGUUGUUCCCGAGAAAUAUAUUGCAGUAUAAAGUGUAGGGACGAGGCGUGGACUACCUAUCACAGGGUAGUGUGCCCUUCAGUAAACAAGACCAUUAACAGGCUCUAUGAAGUCUGUGACGAUUACAAAUCGCUGAAGGGUGGCGACGGUCAGUGCUGGAAGGGGUGGUGGAACGCGUCAUUCUCUCCCUUUGUUCUUGUCAGGAUGUGGGGAACUAUAGCAUGUGAAGCAAAGCGAUUGGCUGAGAAGGCAGGAAGAUCCAUCCCAAUAAAGUCUGAUUGGAGCAUGGCCCAAGCUCCACUGCGGCGAUUCAUUGCCUAUGGCUCUUCAAGUAACGCUGAUGUCAUCCCCAAAAUGUUUCAACUCAUGAUAGAGAUCUUCAAAGAUCUUGGCGACGGACUGAAAUACGAAAUCACAAAGCGAGAGUUUGACGGGAGAUAUUUCCAAGCCACGUGCAACGUCCAAGCGUUUUCCGACUCCCGAAAUCCACUACGAAUUUUCAUCGAGCGAUUCAGAGACAAUCCCAGAUGGAAAGGCAUCGCCAAAUUCAUACCAGCUGAUCCCCCGGAAGGGGAGUUCGCCGGUAUGUUUCCCCUUCACGCAUGUAUGAACCACUCGUGCGCAAACAGCGCGGAAGUGAUGGACUAUGUUGUUGAUGGUAAACCUGGCGUAGGGGUACGCGUCCGCGGAGGGAUAAAGAAGGGCGAAGAGGUGUGCAUCACCUAUAUAAACACCACCAUGCCCCGUAGACAACGCAGAGCCUGGCUGUACCGGUCCUACAACUUCUGGUGCAGGUGUAUCAGAUGUAACUUUGAGGGGGACGGGCCCAUGGCGUGUACCCAGUGCGGUAAGUCGGCCGACGAGGGCAAGAAGUUCCCCCAGUGCUCCAAGUGCAAGAGGGCGUGGUACUGCUCAACGGCGUGUCAGAAGCAGGCUUGGAAGAAAGGACACAAGAAAAUAUGUAAGUGACGACCCACCGCUCCCCGUGUGUUUCUCUAGUGUUAUUUGACGUAAUACCUACAUCACCGUCGUUUGAAAUUCCCCUUAAUAUCUUGCUUAAAAAAAGGAAAAUAUAGCCUUUUAGUUCUCCUAGAGUCUUUUAUAAGUCUCUUUUUGGUGAAAAUGUAUGUAUUGCGGCGAAUAACUUCCUAACCAGAAGUGACCGAAAGGCAGCCAUCCCUGGUGUGAACCAAGCACGUGUGAUUUCCCCCCAACAGAUGACCUUCACCUUGACCUACAACUGUGAUACCAACCACCAUUGCCACAGUUUUCCCCUCCCCGUUGAACAAUAGAGAUCUCUUAACCCUGCAUGCGUCCUCACCAUUACCAGUGAAGUUAGUGAGCUUGAUAUAAAGACGAUUAGACGCUUAUUAUAUUCUGAAUUCCAAAGGUUGAAUUCGUUGGUUUCACAUCACUUUUCAACUCGCUGUGCGCAUGCGCAGAGCGUGUGAACAAUAUCCACUGGCCAACUUCCGGUUUGGUCGUAUGUUUACCGAUGGUGUAAAUACACUCCAAAUAAGCUGU
Haliotis rubra (blacklip abalone) is the source of this 2922-nucleotide messenger RNA. RefSeq lists its product as uncharacterized. The coding region runs from base 223 to 2367 and encodes 714 amino acids. The record is from RefSeq and is a predicted model, not a curated record. The transcript is spliced from 5 exons. Lineage: Eukaryota; Metazoa; Mollusca; Gastropoda; Lepetellida; Haliotidae. Gene Ontology annotation, molecular function: protein binding.